Toxoplasma gondii ME49 is the source of this 3845-nucleotide messenger RNA. RefSeq lists its product as hypothetical. The record is from RefSeq and is a predicted model, not a curated record. The transcript has 12 exons. Lineage: Eukaryota; Apicomplexa; Conoidasida; Eucoccidiorida; Sarcocystidae. The coding region runs from base 333 to 3026 and encodes 897 amino acids.
GCCGUCUCGCCCUCGUGUACGAGCCGCCAGAAGGCAUCUUUCCUUGCCUUUUUGAGCGGUUCAUUCCCUAGAUUCGCGACAGGACAGCCGUGGAGAGCACGGCUAGUCUCCUGUGCAUUUCGCGGAGCGGAACUGAGCGUCCUCUGUUGAAUCUGUGACCUCUGUCGUAUUGGUUAAUGGAGCACUCACACACAGACGAGUCAGUGACAGGCAGGCGGUUCGUAGCGCCACUUCACAUCGUGCCUUCAGGGUAUUUCCGCGCCCACCGUCUGUGGAGCUAAAGUAAAAUACCAUCUAAAACCGAUGGUCGAUUGCGACUUCCGCUCCGAGCCAUGUUUCCUCUUGCUUUGGGGGCGAGAACACUCGUCCUCCGACCUUUGUGCGUCCCUCUCGCCCUCUUCCUCUUUUCUUUUGUCAGUUCCUCUCGAUCUCUCUGCCUCAGAGAAACAGCGGCUGUGCCACAGCCCUGCGGUUCGCCGGCCUCCACCGCUCCAACGUGUCUCCUCUCUUCUUCCAAUGUUUUCUCUCCCUCUCCCCUACUGCCUUCCCUCUUCUCGCCAUCUUCUUCUGCGUCUCCUUUCUCUGCCUCUCCUCUCGUUGCUUCGUCUCCGGGUGUCUACGGGAACGCUUCGUCGUCUUUUUCUCUCUUCGCCGAAACUUCCGCGCGCAAGUCUUCUUCUUUCCGGUCUCCCAAUGCGCCCUCUCAUGCGAUUCUCGAUUCCUCUCCUGCCUUGCUCUUCUCUCCAGGUUACGUUUUUCUCCCUCUGAGUCAGGAAAGCCAAUUGCAGGUACUACUUCCGCGUCGUCCUUCGAAAUCUUCAUUUCCCCUGUCACAUUCCUCUAGCUCUUCCUUGCUCUCUUCUUCUCGCCCUCCCUUGUUCUCUCUGUCUCCUCGUUCUCCUCCUUCUCUGCGGGCCGUCUCCUUUCUUUCUUCUUCUGUUUCUGCGCAUGCACGCCACCAAGUGCCUUUCUUUCGCGACGACUCUCAGGCUUUUGGGAGCGUCUCUCGGUCUCACGAAACUGCCUGCACAGCGCACAGAAGAGAGGGAAAGCUGUCUCGUAGACACGAGACUUCUUCCUCGUUUCUUUCCUUUCCUUCCCAACGAAGGUUCUCUCUCUCCGAUGAGAAAUCGCAGACUUCUCUGUCUCUCCUGACCUCUUUCGUCCAGUGUGGAACGAAGGGGACAUAUUCGCAGUUCCCUGCUCCUUCCAUUCUCUCUUAUUCUCUGUUCUCUUCUCCGCAGCCACCCUCACCACCUGCAGUCUCCUCUCCACCUGCAGUCUCCUCUCCACCUGCAGUGUUUUCUUCCUCGUCUUCACAGUUUUCAUCUUCGCAGUUUUCUGCUCCGGAGCAUGCCUCAGAAGAAGGACGAAGCAGAAAACACUUUGCACAAACAGGCGAGGAAAAAGUUGUUUCUCUGCCUCCAGGAGAACUUCCAACAGUCUCGUGGAAGGACGUCAAACACACAGUGGAAGGUCCCCCCAAACCUCCUCUCUUUGUGACUCCAGACGGGACGUACGAUCCAGAUCGCCCGAAGCCGGAAGAGCCGUUUGGAAAUCUCGUUGCUCUCGAUCCUGCGAGUUCCCUUCUUCUGCAGCUUCCGCAUGCUCUGCCAGGCGACGCGCUUCUGCGUCUGCACACUGAGAGAAAGUCUCGCGAGAGCGGAGGUCGCCUGACAGAGAGAGGAAGAGAUACGAACAGGGGAAGGAACGAUGACUCUGACGGGACAGCGACGCUGCAGACAGAUACCACUGCGAAAGAAGAAAAAGCCUUCCCGGAAGACCUCACUCCUCUCGACAUUCAGGAAGCUGAGGGCGGCGCUUGGGUUCGAGGGAAGUGGAUGAGCGACGAAGAAAUCGACAGCGCCAUACAGGAAGGAGAACAGCGAAUCCAGCCACUCGUGGAGGAGGUCCAAGCGGAGAUCGAAGAGAGAGAGAGAAAGCAAGAGGAGCGUGAGAAUGCAGAGGAACACCCGCAUUUCACAGAUGAAGAAGUUGAUCGAAUGGACCUCUUUGAGAUGAAAAACGAAUUGCGACUGCGUGGCUACCGGACUGCAGGGCCGGUGGAGACGGUUCGCCUUCGCCUGAAGCAGGCCGUCCGGGACGGGCCUCGCAGCUUCGAGGAAGGCACGCAAGAGGAUUUGCCCGAGAGUCCUCUCACACGGUCGUUCAUCGAAGACUCUCAGCGCGCUGCGCAAACCUACCAAGAUGCACUCGAAGAAAUCUCGAGACCCAUCGAAAAUCCUGCAGACCCUGCGCAAAUCGUUCGCCGGUGGAUUGCGCGCACGGAGCUGUGCAACGCUGCGGAGGAUCCUGUUUCCUACUUCCAUCUCGACGCAGCCUUGAGCGACCAGCGAGUGUCCGCAGCAGAUGUGGCGCAGGUCGAGAAAGAAAUGCAGGAGGAGGAGCGCGAACUGACAGAUGAAGAAAAACAAGAACUGUUCCAACAACAAAUGCGUGACCUCAUGGCGGAGACCGUGCCGAAGACUUUCCAGCCUCGUGACGAUGACAGCAUUGUUGUCGACGAGCCUGUGAAACAUGCAGAGAACGAAUGGGACCACCUCACCGUGGAGGAACGGAAGCGCAAGUACCUUGAAGGCAAUCCAAACGGCGUCGUUACAGAAACAGUUCAGAGCCUAGCCGAGGCGUUCUCAGUGCCAGAGGAUUUCAUUGGCGACUUUCUCUGUCGCCAGGGCGUCCAGCCGCCGGUCCCUGUCGACGUGCCUCUCAAAGAGUUGACCGAUCCAGCAGCCGUGUGGAAUCUUGUCGAAUAUCUCCAGGUUCAAGACCCUGCACAAGUCCAUAAUAUGUAUCCCCUCGACACGGUCGAACAGAUCGCCGAGGAAUUCAACUGCUCCGUCCAAUACAUUCUCGAUGCCUGCGAGGCCCUCAAAAUCAAGCUUCCGUUCGGAACGAAGUCUCGCUUAAACGUGGAAUGCUAUGAUGCCGUCACAACAUUAGUGGAGAAAAUGCUUUUCCCCGACAAGAAAGACGGGGGAAAUGACGUGCAAGAGGCUGUGGGAUGAGGGCCACCUGCCUCCACCUACGAUUGUCACACGAAACAAAAUUCGCAAAGGAAAACCCCCCGGUAUUAUAGCCACAUAACACCGUUCUCCGAUCACCAGCGCCAAGUGACUAUACAAACAUUCACACUUUAUUUGAUGGAAUCUGAAGACAUCAGAUCAUUCUUGGCAUAAUAACGUUGUGUUGUGAGAUGGAACCAUUCUCAAAAGGCAAACGAGGGAUUUAAUUUUAGCGCUUGCUGCUCUUACAAAGUGAAACGUACUAAGGAACUGCCUAAGAUCGAAAGGAAAAUUUGCAUCCCACUUGUCACCCAGCCUCAUAUGAAUACCCGCCGGUGCAUUCACUCAGAUGAGUACGUAACUGGGUAUGUUAUCAACGUUUUCCACACGCCAAGAGCUCUGCUACUUCUUGAGCGUUUUUCAACGAUUCUGAAUUAGAGAACUUCAAGCAAGUUGUCAGGAGGGCAGUUCCAUUCCCAUUUUGCUAUACGUCGGUACAUCUGAGGUGAAAGCGUUGUUGCUGCCACGAAAAUGUGUAUCCCUCACAAACAGAGAAAACAUGCCGUGUCGCUUCCCUCGCAACAACGAAAUCAAAAGAAAUCAUGACAUUACCAUGAUCACCAUUGUUACAACAAUACGCGGUGUCCCACUGGUUCUACUUCUCAAGCCGCGGGGACGCUGCUGACGCUGUCGCCCCUCGACGCCGACACCAAAUCGAACAUCACGGGGUCUUUUGACUCCCCAACAGAGACCUCAAGACGGUCCAACGGGCUUCACUUGAAUGGCAUCUCCUCGCACGUUAAGCGGCAUUUAAAGUAAAUC